Messenger RNA from Hypoxylon fragiforme, 1103 nucleotides. RefSeq lists its product as uncharacterized. The coding region runs from base 136 to 666 and encodes 176 amino acids. NCBI's taxonomy places the organism in Eukaryota, Fungi, Ascomycota, Sordariomycetes, Xylariales, Hypoxylaceae. The transcript has 2 exons. The record is from RefSeq and is a predicted model, not a curated record.
CAUAGUUACUACUAGUAGUACAUAGAAUACAUAUAUGUAGAUACAUUAUUUAUGUAUGCAUUUCUAGAAUCUCAAGAAUUCACAUAUAUAUUCACAAAAAAACCGCACAAUACACACAUCUGAAGACAAAGACAAAUGGUGAACUUGUAUCAACCAAACACUCUCAGAAUCCUGGGUAGUCGUCUCAGUCUCAGUCUCAGUCUCAGUCGUAAUAGUAGUACACGUCAACUGCAUCACCGCUCUUUCCCAUCAUCAAUAUCACCAUCACCCUUACAACUAUCGCCAUUACCAAGCAUAAUAAUAAGAACCAUGUCGUCAGCACAAAACCCAAACCCAGAACCGGGCACCAGCAACAACAACUCGCAGGAAGCGACAGCGGCUGCGGCUGCUACCGAACCUCACAAAACGCCGCUUCCACUCCCAGAGCCCACCCACGCCAGCGACAACAACGUCACACAACUACCCGUAGAUGGGGAAGGCGUCCGACUGGAUCAUCUGGGUCCCCUCGUAGUCAACCAAGACGGUACGACCAGCCGCAUCGCCAACUGGGGCGAGAUGGCCGAGAUCGAGAAGCAGAACACGCUGCGCAUCCUCGGGAAGCGGAACAAGCAGCGGCUUGAGACGCUGAGGGGGGGACAGCAGGGGAAGGAAGGCACGCAAGGCUGAAUGAAUGGAUGAAUGAGGGAAGGGAAAGGAGUGCUUAUGUAAUUAGAUGUCUACUACAUACAUAUACUAUGUACUAGUAGUAGUAGGUGUGCAAUGUGCAUGAGUCGAAGAAUGCACUUGGGAAAGAAAAGCAGGUCCAAGAAAAGAAAGCUCGGUGUGUGAGUCCAGCUAGCUAACAUACCUUACAUAUGUAGCUAGGUAAAAGCUAGGGGGUGCUAGUACGAAUUGAUCGUCCUGUCCUAUCUGUUGUAAAAUACGAAAUACCUAUACCCAAUUGCAUGCAUAUGCCAUACAUACCUACCAUACAUGUAACUGCCAUAGUACCUACCUAUCUAUAUAUACCUAGUUCAGGGGUACAUACUAGGCGCGGUACUGGGCACGGCACCUUUUUCAUAUUAGAAGAUUCAGCAAUAAAGUAUACUGAACAAAUUCCCCGC